This is a messenger RNA of Talaromyces amestolkiae, 1287 nucleotides long. RefSeq lists its product as uncharacterized. Bases 1 to 1287 code for a protein of 428 amino acids. Gene Ontology annotation, biological process: fungal-type cell wall organization. The record is from RefSeq and is a predicted model, not a curated record. Lineage: Eukaryota; Fungi; Ascomycota; Eurotiomycetes; Eurotiales; Trichocomaceae. The transcript is spliced from 2 exons. Gene Ontology annotation, cellular component: fungal-type cell wall; cell surface.
AUGAAGCUCUCUGCGACCGUCGCCAUUGCUGCUGCGGGCACCUUGGCCGCCGCUCAAGGUCACCACCACGCUCACCACCAUGCUCACAAGCGUGAUACUGUCGCGACCUCCACUGUCGACGAAGUCGUGACUGUCUACCAGCUUGACGGAACCCCAGUCCCUUACGCCGAUGUCUGCCAGGGUAUCAAGAACGGUGACUACAAGUGGGCUGAAGGUGCUCCCUUAGGUGCUUGCGCUACGACCACCAGCACCAGUCUCUCCGUCAAGGCUGCCGAGUUCAUCCAAACCACGGUUUCCAUUUCAUCUUCCACGAGCUCUACAGUGAUCACCACCUCUGCGGUCCCUACUACUUCGGCCACACCCACGACCAGCUCGACCUCUACCACGCCCACCACUAGCAGUACCCCUGCUGCUACCACAACUGCGAGCAGCAGCAGCUCCAGCGGUGCUACCGGUGUCGAUGCCUCUUUCCCUGACGGUGAAAUCGAUUGCACUACUUUCCCCUCCGAAUACGGUGCCGUUUCCCUUGACUACCAUGGAAUUGGAGGCUGGAGUGGUAUUCAGUACCCUACUUACAACGCUCUCGAGACUCUUGUUGAGACCAUCGUUACCGCGGUCACGGGCGAGUCUUGCACUGAAGGUGCUUUCUGCUCUUACCAAUGCCCCGCCGGUUACUUGAAGUCUCAGUGGCCAUCUACCCAGGGUGCUACCGGUCAAUCUGUUGGUGGUAUCAAGUGCUCUGGUGGAAAGUUGCACCGAACCAACACCGACUAUGAAACUCUCUGUAUCGCUGGUGUUUCCGGUGUAACUGUUAAGAACACCCUUAGCUCUGUCGUCUCUGUUUGCCGUACCGACUACCCUGGAACCGAAAGUGAGACUCUUCCCACUGUCGUCGAAGCCGGAUCAAGCUCACCAUUGGCCAACCCCGAUGGAUCUACCUACUACCAGUGGGAAGGAAAGUCCACUUCGGCUCAGUACUACAUUAACCCUGCUGGCAAAGAUGAGACCGUUGCUUGCACCUGGGGCACCAGCGGCAGCGACGUCGGUAACUGGGCUCCUAUGAACAUGGGUCUCGGCUUCAAGGAUGGAUUGACCUACAUCUCUAUCUUCCCCAACACACCCACCACCACCGCCACUCUUGACUACAACGUGAAGAUUGAGGGAGCCAGUGGGCCUUGCUACUGGGACGCUUCCGCCCAGACUUACUACCAAGGAACCACCGCCAGCUCCACUGGUUGCACUGUUUCCAUCCCUGAAGGUGGAAGCGCUGAAGUUGUCUUCUAUUGA